This is a messenger RNA of Erigeron canadensis, 1690 nucleotides long. Its product is annotated as transcription factor bHLH130-like. Gene Ontology annotation, molecular function: RNA polymerase II cis-regulatory region sequence-specific DNA binding; DNA-binding transcription factor activity, RNA polymerase II-specific; protein dimerization activity. NCBI's taxonomy places the organism in Eukaryota, Viridiplantae, Streptophyta, Magnoliopsida, Asterales, Asteraceae. The transcript is spliced from 6 exons. Gene Ontology annotation, cellular component: nucleus. The coding region runs from base 424 to 1470 and encodes 348 amino acids. Gene Ontology annotation, biological process: regulation of transcription by RNA polymerase II. The record is from RefSeq and is a predicted model, not a curated record.
ACAUAAAAGAUAUUACAAAAUACUCUCAUCUCUAGUCAUCGUUAUCGUUAAUAUAACUUCUGUUUAGCUUAGUCUCAUCGCAACACAAAUACAAAUAAAUCAUAUCAAUCCCAUCAAGAUCUUGUUCACAAUUAUCCCUACACAAAAACCCUUAAAUAAAAUUUAUUAUCCAUUACUUACCUUCAUUCACAAGUUUCAAAUAAUAGAAACACCAAAACAAAGCUUACAAACCAAGCAGUUUUUAUAUAUAUUUAUUUAUAUAAAUUUUUCAAUAGUAAUGAUUCAAGAAAACAUAAAGUGAAAGUAACUUAUGAUGUUGGUGAUGAUGAUUCUCAAGCAUUAUCCAUUUAUUCCAUCUAUAUAUGUUACAACUUUCUAAAAAUACUUAUACUAAUAUAUAAGUUUUUAUAAAGUUGGUUUUUGAUGAAUUUUGAUAUGAGUAACCAAAAUAAUGGUUUGCUUAGAUUUAGGUCUGCACCUAGCUCAAUUCUUCAAAGUUAUGUUAAUGAUAUUGAAAAAAAUAGAGAUGUUGUUACAUCAAUAAAUAAUGAUCAUGGGUUAAAUUAUAAUUUUAUUUCACAAAGUUUUCAAGAUCUAGAAGAAGAAGUGGAUCUUAAACCAAACUUGAUGACUAAUGAGUUUUCUUUGAGUUCUACUCAUUUUCCAAGGCAAAGUACAAGUCAAGGAAGCAUGGAUAGUACAAGUACUUAUAGCAGUGGAGGUGGUAAUAAUAUGGGUGUUGUUGAUAAUAUAGGCCAACAACAACCUCCUAAAAUGGGUUCAAGCCUUUUGAGACAAAAUAGCUCUCCUGCUGGUUUAUUUGCUCAUCUUAAUCAUCCCAAUGGCUAUAUCGGAAUGAGGGGUAUGCCGGUUGGUAAUUCCCGUUUAGGAAAUGUUGGAAACAUUGGUGAUAUAACUCUAUCUUCAGGUAGAUUGAAGACACAAACAUCAGGGGUUCCUAUGUUGCCACGGAUCUCAGAAAUCGAACCAGACACCAUUGACCCGAGAGUGCUUAAUGACUCAUCUGAUUACCCAUUUGGUUCAUGGGACCAAGAGACUUCACAAUUCAUUGACAACUUUAAUGGGCUCAAAAGAGAUCUUCAGAAUGGCGAUAACAUGGGAAAUCACCCGCCUAUGUUAGCACACCACUUGAGCUUACCAAAAACCUCUGGAGAAAUGGCUGCUGUUGAAAAACUGCUGCAUUUUCAAGAUUCUGUCCCUUGCAAGAUUCGUGCGAAGAGAGGCUGUGCUACGCAUCCAAGAAGUAUAGCCGAGAGGGUGAGAAGAACACGAAUAAGUGAAAGAAUGAGGAAACUGCAGGAACUAGUCCCUCACAUGGAUAAGCAAACGAACACAUCAGAUAUGCUGGAUUUGGCUGUUGAUUACAUCAAAGAUCUUCAAGAACAGUACAAGGUAUUGCAGGAAUGUCGAGCAAACUGCAGAUGUUCUGCAAGCUCGGGUUGCAGCUAAACUUGUCUGGAAUCCUCUUGUUUGGUACCGGGAGAAGAUAAUUUUUUUGUUGGUUAUCUAUAUAUUUUGCAUCUAUAUAUACUUCUGGUUAGACGAUCAUCAAGUAUUUGAAUGUAAUGAUCAUCAAAUGAGAUGCGAUUCUAAAAUCUUAUAGAGACAAUAAUGUUUUCUAAUGAGUUGUACAGAGGAUGUAAUAAUAAUCUGUUAUCUGUAGUCUACC